AUGGGUUCGGGUAGUCACGGGCAGGUGCCGCGUCCCAGUAACGAACUGCAGGGCAGGGUCAGAACACGCAGACGCAGCAGCGAGAAUGCCAGCCAUGGCGGAUUGGCGGGCGCGCAGGUUUGCACACCGGAUGAGAGGCGGCGCGAGCGCUCAUGGUGGUCGUUGAUGCCAAGAGCGCCGCGCGCGCUGACGGCGGAUCAGCUAGUGUUCGCCAUCGACGUUUUUCAGAACAGCUUCUGGGUGCUCUCCUGCUCGCUCAAAGACCUGAGCGGAACCAAGCCGUAUCACCACUUCUUCUCCGUCGCCACCGGCUUUCCGCCCAUCGACGGCCCCCCCGGCGCCUUCAACCGCGCGAAGCGUGCGCGCGCGCCGACGGAGUACGAGCUGCCGGCGGACUGGGUGGACGCGCUCACGCUGAGCUGCGUCGCCACCAAGAAGAACCGCCCCGACGUCUCCCUCGAGCUCUCCGCCGCGCCCUGCCGCGCGUGGUUCGUGCCCUCGCAGGGCUCCUUCCCCGCCGCGCACUGCAUCCAGUUCCGCGGCCGCCUCCACCACACAGGCGCGGGUGCCGCCGCGGCGGCGGGGGAAGAGCGGGAGGGCGUGGCGGCGCAAGAGCAGCAACCGCAGCAGCAGCAGCAGCAGCAGCGGGUUUUCAGAGGAGUUCGUGUGUACGCUGGAGGCGCGGGAGCGGUUUGGGUCGGUUCCAGCGGACAACCAGUGGCACGUGGUGAAGCUGUCCGCGCAGCUGGGGGGAGACGCGGGCGCUAG
Closterium sp. Yama58-4 is the source of this 768-nucleotide messenger RNA. The record is from the annotation of a GenBank genome assembly. Lineage: Eukaryota; Viridiplantae; Streptophyta; Zygnematophyceae; Desmidiales; Closteriaceae.